CGUAUCUUUAGGAGGAGGAAAAGGGUUUACAUACCUACAGCUCCAUGCGUGUCAGUGUGUACACAGCGCUGCUGGCCGCCGCAGCUUGCGGUCUGCUGUUGCUUCCUAGCUGUUUGGCUUCGGAAUCACAGCAGGACCCCAAGCUAUGGCAAAUUGGAAGUCCGCUUACUUGCGUUAAGCAGAAGACGCCUAUCGACUGCGACCUGCUGGACGAAUGCGUCUGGUGCUCCAAGCCCAACUCCAAGAUCGGCGCCGGCUGCUACCCCGUUGCCGCUGCCAGGCUGCUUCCUAAAAGCUUUGGCAUCGAGUGCGACAAGGAUCUCAACCCGCCGGCUGCCUCCACCACCACCUCCGCCCCGGCUGCAACCACCACCGCCGCGACCACCUCCUCUAGCGGGCGGGCGGGGGGCCUGCAAGGGCUGGUGCGGCAGAGUGCGUGCGACGGCAAGCCCCAGGCCGCCUGCGUGGCGCCGGGCUGCGUGUGGUGCACCAGCGCUGCGGUGGGAGGCGGCUGCUACACGCCGGACGAGGCCAAGCUGCUCCCCAAGGCGAUCUUCAAGUGCAAUGCCCCGACAGCGGUGGAGGCGUGAGGAGGGACGCAUUCAAGGAGGAGGAACGACAUGGGUGGUCCUGGGAUCUCCGGUAGAGGAUGUUUUCUUGGGGAACCCGGGUCAGCGGCAGUGUGGCAUGGAGUUCUGAGCUUGGGUGAUUACGUCAUCAGUUGUCUGUUGCACAGAAGAGGAAACGCAGGGUGUUGUACGUGUGUAAUUGAUGUUUGGUUGCUGGAGUGUCGUACGGCUACGGAUGGGCGCAAACCGCGGGUUGGUUUUGGAAUGCAGGGAUGAUGCAUACAUGCCAGAAACAUAGGUAGUUGGCACAGAUUGGAGCGUCAAUUGUGAUAUUGCGUUGCGGAAGUUGACUCGUCAAGUUGCCGUCGAGUUGAUGUCAUGUUGGCGGCUUGGUUUGCUGCCGGACGUAAUUUGUGUGAUGGUUGUUCGAGGGAAAGAGCCUUACCACUACUCAGCACCGCAUUGAAAGGCGCUUUAAAUGAGUCCGCUGCGAUGCUCAUGAAACGCAUGGGAGGUGUAACGCGUAAAACGUUCUCUUACUACGGCUCUAGACGUUGGCAUCAGGUGCCAAACCCAUGGCGUUCCCAUGGGCUAUGUUGCGGGUAAAACCCUUCUUUUGUCCACGCAAAUGCUGCACGCCAAAAAGGUUGCCUAACCAGGCACCUAGGAAAUGCCCCUAUCAUCAAGUGUACCACUGCGCUUUGCAACAAACACCAAAGCCACCACUUCGUGAUCCAGUCCUUCCUCGUAUCAGCCGAAGACUCUGAC
This is a messenger RNA of Astrephomene gubernaculifera, 1337 nucleotides long. NCBI's taxonomy places the organism in Eukaryota, Viridiplantae, Chlorophyta, Chlorophyceae, Chlamydomonadales, Astrephomenaceae. The record is from the annotation of a GenBank genome assembly.